Molecule: messenger RNA, 2219 nt
Organism: Lemur catta (Ring-tailed lemur)
Lineage: Eukaryota; Metazoa; Chordata; Mammalia; Primates; Lemuridae
Gene: MGAT4D
Product: MGAT4 family member D
Exons: 12
Coding region: 13-1143 (376 amino acids)
Biological process (GO): protein N-linked glycosylation
Cellular component (GO): Golgi stack; endoplasmic reticulum-Golgi intermediate compartment; endoplasmic reticulum
Molecular function (GO): acetylglucosaminyltransferase activity
Source: RefSeq, a predicted model, not a curated record
CCAGCCAGCGCCAUGAAGACCAAGCACGUGAACUUGCUGAUCGCCUUAGUCGUCGCCGUGCUCUUCAGCUUCUCCUGCUUCUGCAUCUCCAGGUUGACUCAAACCAAUAAUCAAUUUAUUAAUUGUAGAAACCAUAUAUUGGAGUUUGAAGAUAAUAUACUACGUCUAAAAAGCAAAACUGAAAGAAAUAGCGAAGAGCUGAUGAAAGCCCUGAAACAAAUGAAGUAUGAAAUUACACAGAGAGAAAAUUUAUCAGUAAACUUAGUCGAAAAGAAAGUGAGUACGUUGAGUAAAAAUGAAGCAGUGCCUGACACAUUUGAAGAUUUAAAGUUCUUUAUUCCUCAUCUAAGGAAAGAAGGCAGAAUUUAUCCUGAUGUAGUUAUAGGCAAAGGGAAAACAGGUGUUUCUUUUGCACUGGGUAUUCCCACCAUCAACAGAGGAAAUUAUACUUACCUGAAGCAAACGCUGACCUCUGUUGUCUCCAGGAUGACACCUUCAGAAGAAAAGGACUCUGUGGUGAUUGUCUCUAUUUCAGAUAGUAAUGAAGAUUAUUUACAAUCUGUUGUUAGCAUGAUUAAAAAAAAAUUCAAAAGGCAAGUGAAGUCUGGUUCCUUAGAGGUCAUUUCAAUACCUGCGUUUUUUUAUACAAACAUAUUAAAUGCCAAACAAUCAACCGAGGACUCACAAAAGAAACAGAGUUGGCAAGUCAAACAAGUAUUGGAUUUUUGCGUUUUGAUGCUGUAUGCCCAACCCAAGGCCAGGUAUUAUUUACAGCUGGAAGAUGAUAUCAUAGCUAAAAAGAUGUACCUUACUAAAAUAACAGAUUUUGUACAUAAUAUCACUUCAAAUAAUUGGUUUUAUAUUGAGUUUUCAGUACUUGGAUUCAUAGGAAAGCUGUUUAGAUCUGAGGACUUACCUGACUUUGUACGUUUUUUUUUAAUGUUUUACAAAGAGAAACCCAUAGACUGGCUCUUGGAAGACAUGUUUCAGGUAAAGAUGUGUUACCCAGGAGAACCUCUUAUGAACUAUAAAGGACGACGAAAGCAAAUUCGUAUUCAGUAUAAACCAUCUCUUUUCCAGCAUGUGGGUAAACAUUCAUCGUUUUCUGGAAGAGAACAACAUUACAAAGAUAUCCAUUACUAGGAGUUUCAUAUUUCUAAUGGUUUCUUUAAAAAUUACCAGGAUCGUUUGUCAGAAAAAAUGUCAUAACAAGGAUUAGACUAUUUCUCAACUUUCUUAAUCAACUACAUCAUAUUUUUAACAAUUAAGCCUUCAAUAAUACAGUGGUGCACCAUUUCUGAAUUUCCACCCAGUGGCCCCCACUCGGGGUUGCGUCCCACUGCUUGGAAAAACCCUUUUCAGACGGACCUUACCGGCCCACACCAAAAACCUAUCAGGGGGGCGAGGGAUGUCUCCCUUCGCUCCCGACCAGCGGCUUUCCAACAGCGCAUCCGCCUAGGCCUAUUGCUGGUCACCGUACGGAUUCCACGUCGUACGGAAUUUCUUACUGCCUGAGACCCAGCUGGCUGACAGACCUCCACCCAGCGGCCCCCUCUCGGGGUUGCGUCCCACUGGCUGGAACACAGAAGACAGACAAACAAACAACAGACAACAGACAACGGGGUGACGGACGUCUCCUGUCACUCCCGACCGGCCACCCACCAGCGCGUCCGCCUAAGUCUUCUGCCGGUCACUUCCCAGGGCCCAGUUACCUACACCGUAUGGAUUUUCAGCGCUUUAACUCCUCCUCGGAUCCGGAUUCUGUUCCGGGGGUUUUGGAAUCCCGGACGAGCCCCCAAAAUGUUAGAGCCGGUUCCCAUCUGCCCCGGGAACAGAAUCAGAAGACUCAUCCAGAAGAAUUUGCAGUUUUGAAGGUGCCGGGGAGGUGCAUUGUCAAGCCUCUGCCUGGGGCUGAGGAAUGUCUCUCAGAGGCCUUCCCCUGGGCAAGACACUCGACUCUGCACCUGGUCUCCAGGCACCGGUGGUCGCCACCUGCCCUAUCGUAGGGCAGGAUCUCGGUGGGACCUCCAAAUGUUAUGGUCUGAGAUGCGAGAAAUGACCACCUGAAGACCGAAUUGAGCCAAAUCAGGAGUCUUUAUUAGCUGGCCAGCGACUGCCCUCUGCACCGCCCGAAGGCGGCACAGAGUGCAGCCGUGAGCCUUUGAAACAGAAAGUUUUUAUAGUGUAAGUUUGUGGGUGGACAAUUACUAAGACAGAGC